Messenger RNA from Pyrus x bretschneideri (Chinese white pear), 3139 nucleotides. RefSeq names its product disease resistance protein RPM1-like. NCBI's taxonomy places the organism in Eukaryota, Viridiplantae, Streptophyta, Magnoliopsida, Rosales, Rosaceae. Bases 32 to 2881 code for a protein of 949 amino acids. Gene Ontology annotation, molecular function: ADP binding; protein binding. The record is from RefSeq and is a predicted model, not a curated record. Gene Ontology annotation, biological process: defense response to other organism. The transcript is spliced from 2 exons.
UCCAAAACAAAGUCUGUGGAGAAGAAGAAACAUGGCUUCGGCUGUGCUAGACCUUUUGGUCGGCAGAGUUGGAGCAUUUCUUGUAAGCGAAGCGUCGUUGUUAGGAGGAGUUCAUGAUGAACUUGAAGAGACCAGGCUUGAGUUGUUAGCCAUGAAAGCCUUCUUGGCAGAUGCUGAAAAAAAGGGAGCUCUAAAUGCAGUGGAGAAAACAUGGGUGGACAAUGUGAGGGACGUGUCCAUCGCGGUUGAAGACAUCAUGGACGAGUUCAUGUAUCACACAAACAAGCAGAGAAGUUGGGGUCCGUACACAAGAGCCUUUCGUCAAGCCACUUGCUUCCCCAAAUACCUUUGGGAGAGGCAUUGGAUUGCCACCAAAUUGCAGAAGCUUAUCAAAACAAUCAAAGGCAUUCCAGAAAGAAGCCGGCGCUAUGGUGUAGAGCGAAUAGAAGGCACGAAGACUAAUCCCAACAGUUACAAUUCCAACCGAGUCAAAAUAUAUGGUGAGUCAUCUCUUUUCUUUAAAGAUGAUGAACUUGUGGGGAUCAAAGAUGCUAAAGAGAAGCUUGUUGGAUGGUUACUGUCUAAAGAGCCUCAAAGGACUGUAAUUUCAGUUGUUGGUAUGGGGGGUUCGGGUAAGACGAGCUUGGUUGCGACCGCCUUCACCGGUCAAACCGCCAAUUUUCAUUGCUACGCAUGGCUCACGGUCUCGAAAACUUACAACAUUGAAGAUCUAUUAAGAGUCUUGAUAAAAGAACUUUUUAGAUCAGCACUGCGAGAUGUUCCUCACGACUUGAGCAACAUGAACUACAUACAAAUGGUAGAAUUGUUGGUAAACUAUUUGCAGUCAAAGAGGUAUGUAAUUGCGUUAGAUGAUGUUUGGGAUAUAUAUCUCUGGAAGCAAAUAAGUGUAGCACUUCCAAAUGGAGUAGACGGAAGUAGAGUCAUGCUCACAACUCGAAAUGAAGACAUUGCUUCUUUUCCAUUUGAAGCUGGAAGUCAUUUUUACCAUGUUCAGCCUCUUAAUGAGAAUGAUGCUUGGGAUCUUUUUUCCAAGAAAACUUUCUCUAGCUGGCCUGAGAAGUGUUGCCCACAGGAGCUUGAGCGCAUUGCUAGAGAUCUUGUUGGAAAAUGCAAAGGCUUACCUCUUGGAAUUGUGGCUUUGGGUGCUCUCAUGUCGACCAGGAGAUUGGUUUCUGAAUGGAUGAAAUUUUACAGUAGUUUGAAUUGGGAGCUAAGUAACAACCCGACACUUGAAGUAGUGAAGAGCAUCUUCUUGCUAAGCUUCAACGAUUUACCUUACCGACUUAAGCAUUGCUUCUUAUAUUUGUGUAUUUUUCCAGAAGAUUAUGUGAUAGACAGUGAUAGGCUUGUCAGACUGUGGAUGGCUGAGGGAUUUGUGGAUAAAGUGGAAGGGACUAAGCCAGAAGAGAUCGCUGAAAGCUACGUAGCAGAGCUCACUUGCCGAUGCAUGGUACAAGUUGUUAAGAGGCAACCAUCUGGAAAAGCAAAAACGUUCAAGAUGCAUGAUCUUAUACGCGAACUUGCUCUUUCAAUUUCCAAAGCUGAGAAAUUUUUUGCCGUUUAUGAUGAGCAAAAAAUGAAUAAAGAUAGCAGAGGUCCUCGUCGUAUGUCCAUGCAAGCUAACCAUGAAGAACUACAAACACACGGAGACAUGCCAAAGGUUCGCACCUUCUUUUAUUUUCCUCCUAAUAAGGCUGAUUCCUCUUCAGUUCAAGAAUUGAAAUCUCGUUUCAAACUCUUAAGGGUCUUGGAUCUUAAACAUGUCCCGGUUGCUCAGCUCCCAGGUGAAAUAGUAAAGCUUUUUAACUUGAAGUAUUUAAACUUGAAAGGAACAAAAGUAAAAGAGCUUCCAAAAGAUAUAGGAAACCUUCGUAGUUUGGAAACCUUAGACAUUAGGCAUUCCAAAAUUAGGGUACUUCCAGCUGGAAUUGUGAAGUUAAAAAACUUACGGCACCUCUUGAUGUACCAUUGCAAUUUUCAAGAUCUAUUUAAGUCUUAUUAUUUCUUUGAUGGCACACGAGCACCAGAUGGCAUUUGUAAGCUAAAGAGCUUACAAGUUUGUGAUGCUAUCGAGUUGGGAGGAUCGUUAGUCAAACAACUUCGACAGUUGACCCAACUCACAAGAAUGAGCUUAAGCAAUGUGAGAGAGGCAGAUGAGGAGGACUUGUGCAAGUCACUCGAAAGCAUGAAACUCAUUGAACACUUCUUUGUCCAUACAAGUGAUGAGGAUGAGGUGUUACGAUUGGAUGCAUUGCCCUCUGCACCUCCUUUGCUCAAGGAACUUGGUCUGAUUGGAAAAUUAGAGAAGAUUCCACUUUGGUUUCCUUCUCUUUUCAGCCUUACACACUUGAGGUUGCAUUGGUCCAGAUUAACAGAAGAUUUUCUUCCUGACAUCCAAGCACUUCCUAAUUUGAGCAUACUUCGGCUAAACAAUGCAUAUGUUGGAAAUCAAUUGGUCUUUCACACUGGAUUCCGAAUGCUUUCUGAAUUAUACAUAAUGGAGUUGCCUAAAAUGAAUGCGAUCGUCAUAGAGAAGGGGGCAAUGCCGGCAUUACAGACACUUGUUAUCACUGAAUGCAUGGGGUUAAAGCAAUUGCCUGAUGGAAUUGAACACCUAACAUGUCUCCAAACUUUGGAUUUGGUAAAUGUUCCCAAUGAACUCGUAGAGAGAAUACGUGGAGAAGGAAGCUUGGAUAGUUCCAUGGUUAUGCACAUCUCAGAAAUAAGCUAUCACUACAAAACUGAAUCCGGGUGUUUUGGGGAAAGGUUGCGAUCCUGCCUACAAUGGAUCGUUCGACCAUCAUCUUCUACUGUCAAUAUUCUAUCCCGGGAUGGUCUACCCUUCUUACCAGGGAACUGACAGCGCUCAACAAGUUGAUUACCCUGCCUCCAAGUUUGGGUCGGUCCCUAUUCAUCUCUAAAUUGGAGCAGACCAUUGCAAAAUUUGUGUGCUUCCCAGUCCAAUGAGAUCAAUCCAAAACUUGAUAUAUUAUUACCACACUGUUUAUAGCUUAUAUGUAAAUUAUAAUGGUAUUGCUAUCGUUUUAUCUUUCCCCUAAUGUUGUGUAUGUAAUGCUAAUUUGCUACACUGUGUGUAUAUAUGUAUUCCAUUCGUACA